CCGGCCCUUCGCGCGCCUCUGACGCCAUCCGCCAACCAUCCGCUAUCAUUGCCUAUCAAUCAUAUCAAGUACAUCAUUUCAACAUUGCUUGUUUUCUUCUUGAACGCUCUCUACAAUUUCAAUGGCUCGUACUGGUCCUCUGCAAGAACUCCCACUUGCGCAUUUUUUACCUAGCGGCGCCAAUCCAAUUCCCAUCAUUGCUAAACCAGCUAAACGCCCUCUUUCGCCUUCAAAAUCCACAAUUUUUAGCCCGGCUAAGCGCCGCAUUCUGCACUCAGAAGGCAUUCUCCUACCUGGUGAAGCUGCCCUGUCUCCAUUGCAAUUUCACAUUCCAUAUUCUGGAAGUGAUGUCAGAGCCUCCCACGAUUCGUCGAUAGCAUUGACAUCAUCCGCACAAUGUGCUGGUGCCACCCAGGGAAGCUCGAGGAAUAGACGAACGCCGAGGAGACCUUCGCCAAAGUUGAUACGUUCAACCAGUGCCUCAGGAGACAACUCGGCAUCUGCACUUAGCCUCCGUCGCUCGUCUCGCCUCCAGUCAUCCCAACGCGACGCUGAAUCUGGCGCUGCCUCAAUGGCAAUUCUUCGCGAAAUGCCGCAGCCUUAUGACCGUCAGUCAGUGCAUUAUCCUGGCUUUGACACGUAUCAAGAUCCGCACAUAUCUCUUACACCAUCGCGACGAACCAGUCCAUCUUCUGAUAAUGAAGACUCGUGGCCUAGUAGUUCUGAAGAAGUCCUCUCUGAAAGGGAGAUCACUAAAGAGAAUAUUCCCCCUCGAAAGAAAGCCAAGAAGGCCUCUUUGACACGGUCCUCUCUGAUAGACAAAUCGUUUCGCUCAGAUCGAUCUACUACACGAGAGCAAUCCUAUCAACUGUCUAGUAUCACGGCUAGCAGGCACUGCAUGAAUGGGGUUAUCACUCCUCUGGUGUCUUGAACAUAACCCGCGACAGCUACGUUUCCAACAUAGAGACAUGGGAGGGGGUUUUGGAAACCCCUGUGGGAAGGUCUAUUGGAUUUACACAACCUAUCUUCUCCUAUCUUCCGUCUGUCUUCUCUUUUGACACUUGGUUGGCCCAUACAUCAUUCACAUGGUAUUUAUGAGAUAUCUGAUGACUAUCUGCACAUUGUCAGUUACAUAUAUUUGACACUGUAACGCCGGUUGCUAGAACAACAUGUGGUUCAACCCAUGACCUUUGAUUUGUCGGUUUAAUCCAAGUCUAAUUUGUUAUGUUCUUUCUGACUAGACGGUACUCUGGAG
Suillus bovinus is the source of this 1255-nucleotide messenger RNA. RefSeq lists its product as uncharacterized. The transcript has a single exon. Lineage: Eukaryota; Fungi; Basidiomycota; Agaricomycetes; Boletales; Suillaceae. The record is from RefSeq and is a predicted model, not a curated record. The coding region runs from base 122 to 931 and encodes 269 amino acids.